This is a messenger RNA of Alternaria ethzedia, 558 nucleotides long. RefSeq lists its product as uncharacterized. Lineage: Eukaryota; Fungi; Ascomycota; Dothideomycetes; Pleosporales; Pleosporaceae. The record is from RefSeq and is a predicted model, not a curated record. Gene Ontology annotation, cellular component: mitochondrial outer membrane. The transcript is spliced from 4 exons. The coding region runs from base 1 to 558 and encodes 185 amino acids.
AUGACGAGCUACAUCCCCUCCCUCACGCUUCCCAGCUUUGCUUUCGAGAACCCUGCAGUGGCUAUCCUGCUACCUGUUCUGUGUGGAACAGCCACAGGAUUUGCCAUCAGCCCAAGUGUGUCUCAAACAGCAUACCGAACGCUGAAGCAACCUCCACUACAUCCUCCUGGUUAUGUAUUCGGACCAGUCUGGACAGCACUCUAUGCCACCAUGGGCUACACAGCCUAUCGCGCGUACACUAUUGGAGCGACGUCUGCUAACCCCAAUACUGUUGCUCUGGCGAAGCACGGAGCCACUCUUUACACUAUCCAGCUCGCCUUGAAUCUCAUAUGGACUCCUCUCUACUUUGGUCUCGGUCGUCCCAUUCCUGCUUCAGUUGACAUUCUCGCUCUCGGUGGAACUCUUGCCUACCUUAUCAAUGUCUGGGGACAAGUGGACCCAGUUUGCGGAUGGCUGCUCGCACCCUACCUUGGUUGGGUCAGCUUCGCAACAUACCUCUGCAUUGGAUCAGGUUACCUGAACAACUGGGACUUCAGGGCCAUCUCGAAGAAAGAUUAA